This is a messenger RNA of Limulus polyphemus (Atlantic horseshoe crab), 7233 nucleotides long. RefSeq lists its product as uncharacterized. The record is from RefSeq and is a predicted model, not a curated record. The transcript is spliced from 18 exons. The coding region runs from base 251 to 6844 and encodes 2197 amino acids. NCBI's taxonomy places the organism in Eukaryota, Metazoa, Arthropoda, Merostomata, Xiphosura, Limulidae. Gene Ontology annotation, molecular function: DNA binding; protein binding.
AUACUUCGCAGUUGUUCAACGCGGGAAGUUGCGUACGUAUAAUAUGCGAAAAAAAAAGGAUGGCUUGAAAGAAAUUGUUGUUUAGGAUGAUUGACUAAAGAAAUAAAUUGGCAUCAGCAGUAGUGGAGGCCAGCAACAUACAAGAGCUUAAUAGGGGAAUUGAUGGUUUCAUGAAAAAUAAAGGAUCCUUUUGUGAUUUCAUCUAUUUGAUGCAAAAGAAGCCAAUUUUAACUUUAGUUCAUUUUUCAUUAUGGAUGAUACACCAAGAAGACGAACAAGGGCAAAAUUUUUAAAAGCUAAAAAGCCAGUUCAGAAACAGGAAACAAAGGUAAUAGAAACUCCCAGGGAGCAAGAAGUGGCUGUGUCUCCAGAAGAAACUGAUGCAGUGGAAGUUGAAAUUGAGCUUCCUUUGGAGGAUGUAAUGGACACUGGAGAAGAGAGUAUUCAGGAGGAAGUGGUACGUAUAGAAACGGGCUCAUUGAACAUAUCUCCCUCACGUUCACAACAUGAUGAAGCUUAUCCAUCACAUACUAUGUUUUCACCAGCAAGGGAUUCAACUGGUGGAUCUCCCACAUCAAGUUCUUUAUACAGGAAAACAGCUGACUUGGUGUCUUUAAGUAUCAAUGUAAAGGAGAAAGUGGCAAUUGAAGAAAAUAAUGUCAGAAUCAAAAAUGAAGAAAGUAGUCAAGUGGGAAUAAAAGAUAAAGGUGACUUGGUAAGUCAGGAACAAUUGCAAGAAGAACAUUCUUUAUUGAAAAAGAAAUGCAUGGGUGGACAUUUUAACAUUGAAAAAGAAUAUGAAAUCCAUGGAAAUGGCAAAUUUUUAGAAAGAAAAGAAGAGUUAGAUCAUUAUUCUAUGAAUGAAAAGGUACAGGGAUUUCUUGAUGUUGAUGUUAAACAUGAAGAGAGAGUUUUGAAAGUUGUUAGUGAUUCUAUCAUGGAAGUGCAAGAUAAGAUAUUUGUGGAAGAAAGUUGGAGUGAAUCACUUGUGGAAAAGUCAAAAAGUGAAACAGUUGGGGAAAAAGUUCAGAAUGUAACAGAUGUGGAAGAAAUGCAAGAUGAAACAAUUACAAAAAAUUUGCAGAGUGAAGCCCUUAUUGAUGAAGUGCAUAGUAAUGAAGAUGGGAAAGAAGUGCAAAAUGAAAUAUCUGAGGAGGAUAUACGAUAUGAAUUAAUUAUGGAAGCAGUACAAAGUGAGACAGUUGUGGAAGAUGGGCAGAGUGAGGCAGUUGUCGAAGACAUGCAGAGUGAGACAGUUGUCGAAGACUUGCAGAGUGAGGCAAUUGUCAAAGACAUGCAGAGUGAGGCGGUUGUCGAAGACUUGCAGAGUGAGACAGUUGUCGAAGACUUGCAGAGUGAGACAGUCGUCGAAGACUUGCAGAGUGAGACAGUCGUCGAAGACUUGCAGAGUGAGACAGUCGUCGAAGACUUGCAGAGUGAGACAGUCGUCGAAGACUUGCGGGGUGAGACAGUCGUCGAAGACUUGCGGGGUGAGACAGUCGUCGAAGACUUGCGGGGUGAGACAGUCGUCGAAGACUUGCGGGGUGAGACAGUCGUCGAAGACUUGCGGGGUGAGACAGUCGUCGAAGACUUGCAGGGUGAGACAGUCUUCGAAAAAUUGCAGGGUGAGACAGUCUUCGAAAAAUUGCAGAGUGGGGCAGUCGUCGAGGACGUGCAGGGUGAGACAGCUACAGAAGAAGUGCGGGGUGAAACAGUUGUCGAAGACGUGCAGGGUGGGGCAGUUGUGGAAGAAUUGCAGAGUGGGGUAGUCAUCGAGGACGUGCAGGGUGGGGCAGUCGUGGAAGAUGUGUUGGGUGAAACAGCUACAGAAGAAGUGCGGGGUAAAACAGUUGUCGAAGACGUGCAGGGUGGGGCAGUUGUGGAAGAUGUGUUGGGUGAGACAGCUACAGACGAAGUGCAGGGUGGAACAGUUGCAGGAGGUGUGGAAGUUAUAAAUACAGAGCAUAUUGUUGCUGGGGAAGAAUGUUUUGUAGCUAAUGUUGUAUUUGGAGACAAAGAAAAACUUGAUGUUUCUCUUCGUGUAGUUGAAGACAUUGGAGCAACAGCUGAGGUUGGGGAGAUGACUGAAGAAGAGGAAGCUCAUGUUGAUUCGGCUAAGCAAAAAGAAAGCACAGAACAAAGUGAAAAGCCUGCUGGUGUGUGGGAUGACAUUGAGAAACUUGCAGAAGUUGCCUGUUCAGAAUUUCUUGAUAAUUCAAGUAAAAAAGAAUUGGUGGCAGGUAAAGAACCAAUAAAUUAUGAAAACAGUGAAACCCAGAGCACAUCUUCCAAUAUUGCUAGUACUGGCUUAGACACAGCACAAAUAGGUGAGCAGAAAUGUAAUAUUGAGCAACCAGAUCUUAUUACUCAGAAUUUAACGUCACCUUUCCAGAAAAGCAUUUCAGAAAGAAAAGAGCAAAAUAGUUGGAACUCAAAUGAUGUUAGAGCUUCAGAGCAAAAGGAAAACAUUGAAUCCACAGAAAGUUCAAAACUUCAGAACAACAGUGAUUACUCAGUGUUUACUAAAAAUGAUAAAGAAAGCUUGGGCAGAAGUCAGCCCAUGCCAUCAGAUACUCUUGGACAAACAAGUAGUGAAGAAAUUAAAACCAAGAAAGUAGAGUCAGUUGAACAAAUAGACAGUGAAAGAACAGAAGUGACGGAACUUGACAAAUUUGAGAAAGUUAGGGAAUAUAGUGCAGUUGAAAAGCUAGAAAAUUUUGUACGAGGAGCACCAACAACUGACAGAAGAACAAUGGGAAGAACAAGAAAAAAAAUUUCACAGAAGAGCUUUUCUGAAAUGAUUAAAAAUCCAACCAUUAUUGAUUAUUCUUCACCAGCAAGUAGAGCAAAGAAAAAUGUCCAAAGAACACCAUCAGUAGAUACUGAAUCAAAAAAUGCAAAUUUAAGUGAUACUGCAAAUAAAGUAUCUCCAGAAGUUACAUCGACUCCUGUAGAAAUAAAGAAAGAGGGCGUUGAAAAUGAAAAUUCUUGUAAAACAACAAGCACAGAUGGUACAACAGCACAUUUCAAAACCGUGUCUAAACAUGAACUUAACAAAGGGGGCACUAAAAGGAAACGUUCAGCAUCGUCUGUAGACAAUGAAAGUAGAGCAAUUUUCCCAAGAACACCAACAAGAGUAGAAGAAAAUGUGGAAUUUCCAAAACUAGAAAAUGAGUCUUAUAAGAAACCUUUUCAAAAUGGAUGGAAACGAGAGAUUGUAUUCAGAGCAAUUGUAGAAGGCAAGGUACAGACCAAAAAGGGAAGGAUGGCUGAUAUAUACUAUUUUGCUCCAACAGGCCAAAAAUUGAGAUCCGUAAAAGAAGUGGAAAUAUUUAUGGAAAAGAAUCCUGAUCAUCAGCUACCUAUGACAUACUUCACAUUUGGUAAGUACUCAGUUUAUCAUGAGCCUUUUGAGGUGCAACGACUAGCCAAUUUCAAAUCAAAAACUCCGGAAGUACAUUCUUCUGACCAAACCCCUAUCCCCAAAAAGAAAGUAUCUACUCCAAAAACUCCAGAAACUAAAACUUCAGUACCUGUUGUAACAGACACACCAAAAAAACCAUCAGAUAAUAUUCCCACUUCUAAAGGAGAAAAGAGACGGGGUCCAAGAAUUAAGUAUACACCCAAACGGUUUAAAGAAGAUGUGCCUUCACCAGAGUUGCAAAAACCAGCACCACCUCUAACAAAAGUCCAGACAGUUACAACUACAAAAUCUGACUCCAGCAAAAGUGAGCAGACUGAAGUUAAGAAGCAAGUAAUUGCAAAGAAGAAUGAAAAUGUAGAAAUGAAGAAGCAGAACAGUCAAAAAACCUAUUCACUGCUAACCAAUUUGAAGAUGGAUUCUACUGAGGCAGUUUUAUGCUCUCUUCAUUGUGUGGGUCGGAAUGGUCAACUUCCUUCCCUUCACUGUGGAGUGUGCCUGUGUCUCUUCCAUCCAGAAUGUGUUGGUGUUGCUCCCACAUCUCGUCCUUCCAUUUUCAUUUGUCAGCGAUGCAGAAAGAAUAUCAAAGAAGGAAAGGCACGACUUCCUCCACCAGGUGCUCGUCCUAUUAUACCUCAAGAAUCUCAUUCAUCAGAAUCCAAGCAUACAGAACAAACAAGUGUUGAGUCAAAAUCAUUACAUAAUGGAAAAAUAGAAGAAGAAACCAUGGGUUCCUGCAAGUCAUCAUCCAAUGCAGAGAGUAAAGUAGGAACAAAUACAGGAAUUUCUCUGGUGCCGGAAGUGGUACUUACUCAGGAGCAUUCAGAUGAAGAAGAGAGUAUGAAAGACAGUUCCUUAGCUCCAUCUUUACCUGUUCGGACAAUACUUCCUCCUCCUCCUCCAUUAACACCAGCUCCUUUGAGAAGUUUGGGACUUCGAGCUGUUCAUCCAGUUAAUGAUUUCCCACCAAGACUUACUUAUCUACACAGACAAAACUCCAUACCUAAUAAUGCUUUUCCAUCUUUUAAUACAGGACUAGUUCCAAAUACCUCUCCUGUUUCAAGCAGAGCUGGAAUAAGUGGACCUGUUGUUCAGAAUGUAUUUUUUAUGCCUGCAAGCUCUCAGGCCUCACCUUCUGGUCCAAUACCCAUUCCAGCUAUGCAGGCACCAGUAUUCAUUCCUCCAUCAAGUGGUACUAGUAAUGUUUCCAGUUCAUUUAUACCCCCGUUUCCACAUCCAUCCUAUUCCACCCCUCAGUUGUUUCAAGCACUUUCACCACAGCCAGUACUUGAGGCUCGAACUGGACCAAAUGCUGUGGUUUUGGGAUCACAAAUGAUUCCAGGAGCCCAGGCACGAGUACCUCUGCCUGCCCAUAAUACAAUUACAAAUAUGCCUCUUUUACGAAAUGGGUUUUUUGUUACAGGUCCUGUAGAGAGACCUGGACCACAGAUGACUUAUUUCCCCUCACCAACAACACUACCUGUCUGCACUGGUUCCUUACAGUUUCAAACGGUAACAACAUUAGCCAUGUGUUGUUCUAAUAGUAGUAAUACCUUUUAUACUUCUGCUGUGUCCAUACCUCCUUCAAGUGCACCAUUAUUACCUCAGAUUCCAUCUCUGAGGCCACCUGUGUGUUCUGUAGUUCCUGUGUGUUCAAACAAAUCCAUCGUAGAAGCAUCAACAAAGACUUCCGAGUCUGUUCGUGUUUCCCAUCCCAUCGAUAAUGAUGGAAGUUAUGUAAAGACUUCUUCCAGUUCCAUGUCACCAGAAACAUGUAAAAGUAGUUUGCCAGUUUCUGAAAAAGUAGCUGAUGUACAGAAAAUUGAAUCUCCUCCUGUAGAAAAGAAACCACAGGUGACUACUCAGUCUGUGGGUGUACAGUCAGAAGCACCUCCACCAUCACCUAAGAAAGAGCCAGUGGUGCCUGAAACUGAAACACGUGGUGUGCAAACAGAAAUCAAGCUAAAAGAUAUUGAAGUCACCGUGGAUUCUGAUUGGCUUGAAGAGGAAGACAGUUCGGGUGAGGAUAUUGUUAGUGAUAAAAACUAUUAUAAAAACAAAGUCUUAGUAAAACUUCGAGAACACACCUAUAGCUGUGACCUCAAAAGAGAAACAGCCAAGAAAAAACUGCAAGUUGAAAAACUAAAGCCAUCCUUUUGCUAUAUGAACAGACUGGUUGGAGGUUUUGAAUGUGUAAAUUCGAUAUUUCAGUAUCUUGGAGUUGCAGAUCUCCUCAGUGCCAGCCAAGUUUCUCGGACGUGGAGAACUCUAGCAACACAACCAUUUCUUUGGAAAUGUGUAUGCCUGGGAGAUCUCUACAUAACGAAUUGGGCCCUCUGUGCAAAGGCUCUAGAAUGUUUCAACACCACCUCUCUUGAUUUGAGAGAUGUUGGCCAUUUAGAAGAUCGUGCAACUUUUUGGGGUUACUUCAUAAGAAUUUUGGGACAUUUAAGGAAUCUCCAGCAUUUAGCAUUUGGAGAAGUAGUACCAGAAGUUUUACCAGCAGUUUCUGAGACAGUUACUCAUCUUCAAACACUCACAGCUGAAUGUGUCACAGAAGCCACUGGAGCAUCAGUUUGGACAACACUAUGUAAAGUUGACUUCAGUAAAAUAGGAAGACUCAGCUAUUUGAACUAUCUUUGGGUAAGGGGUGGAGGAGGGCUUCGUCUGCCAUCAUUAAUGUCCAAUGGGGGUUUACAAUCUCUGGAGAACCUCACCAUGCUUCGACAUCUGCACCUUACUACACUCGUUGGUGUACCAAGUGAAUCAUUUCAAUUCAUUGAAAAACUUCCACUCUUAGAAUCUUUGGCAAUUGGGAACUGCUUUUCUUGGACCAGAGAGACAUAUGCACUUCUUGGAAAACUGAAACAACUCAAGAAACUGAGACUUGAAAAAGGAGGCCAGUUGCACGAUACUAGCUUGCAGAAUGCAAUUUCAAAUUUAACACAGUUGGAAGAACUACAACUACUAUGUUUUGUGAUACCAACCAGUCUUGGGUCUGGGUUACAAAAGUUGAAACAUCUUAGUCGUCUUGUUAUGUGGCCAGACACUUACAGGCAGGCUCCUAAAGUAAAUCAAAACACUUUAAAAGCUGUAUCAUCACUCACAAAGCUCAAGAAAUUUAGCUGGGGAGUGAUGUCGUCACAGUCAGAUUUGGAAGAAAUGACUAGGACAGAAGACAAUGAGGAUGAGGACGAACAUAAUGACCGGGAAAUAAAGAUGAUCUCUUUAUUACGACACAAAGAGAACUGCAAGUGUUCAGAAAGUGAAGAUGGCAGCAGUGAUAUUAAUCCUGAAUGUACAGUGAUGGUUCACUUAAAUGAACUUGAACAGCGUUUAAGUAAACUAUUUCCAAAGACCCGAAUUACAGUUUUUCGAGUGCCAUUAGAACGUUUUAGUGAGUUCUGCAGUGCUUUCAGAUGAGUCUUUUUCACAGUCAUUGCCAUGAAGUUGGGUUGGGAUCAUUCCAAAGAAAAAUGCUGCUAUGAACACAUGUAAAAGGUUUUUUUGUUGUUAGAGAAAAACGUGUUACAAUCAUGUUGAUUUUGUACAAAGUGUUAUAACUACUUUGAGAAAAAGCGUGUAAGUUAAGUUUUAGAAAGUCUUGUGUGAAAAGUUUUAAUGAUAUUUUAACUCAUCAGGUAACUUUCAUAUGUUGGUAUCAUGUCUGUGUAUAAAACAUGCAUGUCAUUCACUAUUCCUGCACUGUGUAUUGAAACAUUUUACCGUUCAAAUGAGUAUUUUGUUUGAUGAUUAAUUAUUAACCAUAUUUUAAGAGUUUCAGUGAAUAAAAUCUUGAAUGUUUUGUAAAA